AUGUGGUGGCUUUGGUUGAUUUUGGUGCUUGCAGUAGUGGGACUUUCACAUUGCUGGAUUCUUCAACGACAUAGUUUUGCAAAACAUCUACCAACCAUGCAACCGUAUUAUCCUAUCAUUGGAAAUGGUCAGCUAUUUAUGGGCAAGUCGCGUGUGAAACUCUUCAACACAGUUGUGCAACCGUUUCAAGAGUUUGGCGGUUGGUUUAAAAUUUGGCUCGGUCCUAAGCUGGUCCUGUGCACAUCACAUCCAGACAUCAUGAACGCAGUGCUCACACAUCCGCAGUGUCUUGAAAAGCCGUUUUUCUAUGAUUUCAUGAAAGUGGAACAUGGAAUAUUUGCCGGACAUUAUCACCCAUGGAAGACUCAACGCAAGGCACUCAAUCCGGCAUUCAACACGCGUAUAUUGCACAGUUUUAUCCCCGUGUUUGUGAAAUAUUCGAAGCUGAUGGUUCAAAAUAUGGAGAAUAGCAUUGGCGAAGGUGCACAACGGUUAUCCAUCUUUCCCUUCAUAAGCAAGUGUUCGCUGGAGAUGGUUUGUGGUACUACGAUAGGGUGCGAUGUGUUGGAGCAACCUGGCAAGGAAACGUUCGUAGAAAAUUUGGACCGAUAUUUUGAACAGAUAGCGAAACGCAUGCUGAAUAUUCAUCACUAUAUAGAAAUUCUUUAUCGAUUUACUAAAGACUAUAUCGCAGAAACUGAGUGCCGUACUUCCUUUUACAGUUUCUGCGAGUCGGUAAUAGAAAAAGCCAAAUCACGUAGAGUUCAGACCAAUGAUGACUUUGCUGACGAAUGUGUGGAUUAUAAGCGACCACAAAUAUUUGCCGAUCAACUAUUGUCCGCGCAACACAAUGGGAAUCCUUUUACAGACAUAGAAAUCCGGCACAAUAUCUUUUCGAUGAUCGCAGCAGGAAACGACACCACAGCACUACAGGUUACGCACAUCUGUCUGUUUCUGGCCAUGUUUCCGGACGUUCAGGAGCGAGUGUACCGUGAGGUGCUGGAUGUCUUUCCUGACCCGGAACAGGAUAUUACGCCGGAGGAUCUGAUGCAGCUCAACUACAUGGAGCGCGUAAUAAAGGAAAGUCUUCGGCUAGCGCCAUCCGGACCAAACAUUGCACGGCAAACAAUGCAGGACAUAGAAAUAGCAGAUCUUCACAUUCCGAAGGGCAGUCUCAUAGCGAUGAGCAUUUUCUCAAUGCACCGUCGUAAAGAUGUUUGGGGACCUGAUGCUGACAUGUUUGAUCCGGAUCGGUUCCUACCGGAACGUAGCGUUGGACGGAAUGUAAACACAUUUAUUCCGUUCAGUGCAGGAUCGCGGAAUUGUAUUGGAUCGCGUUAUGCAAUGCUUGCUAUGAAAGUGAUGUUGUCAAGUUUACUGAGAAGGUUGCGUUUACGAUCGAACUUAAAAAUGAAUGAAUUAAAAUUUAGGUUCGAUUUAACCCUUAAGCAGGAAUCAGAUUAUGUUGUCGUUGUAGAAAAACGACAAGAAAUACGUGAGAAGUCAACAGUUGUCGUUUAA
Anopheles moucheti is the source of this 1521-nucleotide messenger RNA. Its product is annotated as cytochrome P450 4C1-like. NCBI's taxonomy places the organism in Eukaryota, Metazoa, Arthropoda, Insecta, Diptera, Culicidae. The record is from RefSeq and is a predicted model, not a curated record. Bases 1 to 1521 code for a protein of 506 amino acids. The transcript has 5 exons. Gene Ontology annotation, molecular function: iron ion binding; monooxygenase activity; oxidoreductase activity, acting on paired donors, with incorporation or reduction of molecular oxygen.